Paramecium tetraurelia is the source of this 2661-nucleotide messenger RNA. RefSeq lists its product as uncharacterized. The transcript has 4 exons. NCBI's taxonomy places the organism in Eukaryota, Ciliophora, Oligohymenophorea, Peniculida, Parameciidae. Gene Ontology annotation, cellular component: chromatin; nucleus; transcription regulator complex. Gene Ontology annotation, biological process: negative regulation of G1/S transition of mitotic cell cycle; regulation of transcription by RNA polymerase II; cell differentiation. The record is from RefSeq and is a predicted model, not a curated record. Gene Ontology annotation, molecular function: RNA polymerase II transcription regulatory region sequence-specific DNA binding.
AUGGACACAGAAUCUCUGCAACAACAACUACAACUCAUUUACUAAACAUUUAGUCUUGAUUAAUCAACAUUCAAAUUAAUGUAGGAAAUGACAAAUAACUAUAUUUUAAAUAAUAAAACGAAUGAUUAUAUAGUCAUUCCAAGAUUGGCUUUGUGGUUGGCAUCAAAAUAAUAGCAGAUAGUUGCAAUAGACGGUUCCAUCGUCUAUGGUUCAGGGAUAUCCUUAAAUUCCAUAAUCAACGAUUGUUAAAAUAAAGGAAUCACUAAUAUAGAUCAAUUGAUUGAUGUGGCUAUUAACAUGGUUACCGAAUUAAAAGUCGAUUAAACAUGCUAAAAGACGUUAACUCUCCUGAAACAUAACAAUUAAAUCCUAAACAUGUUUUAUUAGAAAAUGGAGGCACUUUUACUCCAUUUCAAAAUGAACGAUUAAAACAUUCUCAUUAAAAAUAUCACUUGGCUCCUAUUUUUGAUUACAAAAAAAUCUUUAAAUUUACAAGACGUCGUCCAAUCUACAUGCAUUCUGAUAUCAAUCCUAACCACUAUCCUUAGUUAAUUAUUGAAUGUUUUCCCUACAACUAAUAAAAUACUAUCAGAUAUUAAGAAACAGGCUACUGGAGAAGAAGAACAAACACAUCAAAUUUAAUAAUUUCUAAUCAACUCAUUCAAAAUUUAAGAUUUGGAUUUAUUCUCCUCAAUCAAUCUAUAAGUCAAAUUGUAAUAUGCUGAAUUAAUUAAACAGAAUAUUAUUAAGUAAUUAAAGAGCAACACUGGAUUCUCCAUUUUCAUGGCCAGCAUUAUCAAUUCAAAUUAAUAUAAAUUAGAUUAAUAAUAUAAGCAGCUCCUCAAAUCAGAUGAAUUCGAUGAAAGAUUGCUUAUUCCUGAUAGAUAAAAAAAUUUAACGCCCAAGAAGUUAACUCCAAAUCUAAACACUCUAAAAUCUAAUAAUAUUAAAUAAUUGGCUAUGCAAUCCAAGUAUGAUUAAAGUAGAGAAUUAUAACCAUCAUCAUAAUAGUAAUAAUAAUAAAAUAGAUAUCAAAAACUUUUGAAUUAUGAACUUGAUACUAAAAUUACACUUACAACUAACUUAAGAGAAAUUAAAUUGCCAUAAACUGUCUUAAUGUCUCCUUAUGCUCAAUAAUCUAUCGUUGCCACUCCUAUGACUGAAGCAAUGGAGAUGUAUAAUUGGAUACAUGAAAAAUAGUAGCCCUUCAAAAAAUUGUUUAAGAAUGGAAUUCUAAAUGUUAACUAAAUGUUAUAAUAAACUCCUUAAACAUUUUAGAACCUAUAAAAUCAAACAAAAUACUUUGAUUUGAUAGACAAAACAUUUAAUGAAUGUAUUUAGUAUUGUUAAGAGAGCAAUUUAAUUGAUGAAAAUAAAUCAAAGACGAAUUAAUAUUGGACCUUAUAUGUGUUAUUACUAGACAAAUCCAAUUUUUAAAUCGAUGAAUAAAUGCUUAAGAGUUUAAUUUGCUUCAGCAUUGAAUGUGUUUAUUUUGUUUUGAACAAAUAAUCACAACUUUUAGAUCAAUUGAUGUAGAAAUGUGAAAUUCAACAUUAUCAACUUUGGAAAUGGUUAGAUUUCUUUUUAAAUCAAUUUGAUUCAAAAGUACCACAUUAACUCAAAGAACACAUACUAGAUCUUGAAGUUAAAUUCGUUUCCUAUUCCAUUUGGUCUUGCGAUAGUUAAUCUGAAUUGAUAAAAUUUCUAAAUGAAAUCCAUCUAAGCAGAUACUAAUAAAAUAAUAAUUAGAUGAAUAGACUGUUCAAAAGAGUGUUACAUUAUUGCGCAUUUCAAAUCUAAAUUAUUUGCAGUAAUCUUAAAUUGUAGGAAUAAUUUUAAGAAUAUAUUUGGAUUACUAUUAAAUAUAUCAUCAGUGAAAAGACUGACCAUUUAAGACAUCACUCAUUAGAUUAAGUAGUUUUGGCGAGUAUUUAUGCUGUAACAAAAUUAACUGGAAAUCAAUUAAAAUUUUAAUAAAUUAUUAAUGCUUAUGAAAUCACUAAUACAUGGUACUCAAAAUAAUUUAUAAAAAAGAUUGUUUGCAAUACAUAUAUUUCAAAUGACAGCAUGGGGGACAUUGUAUCCUAUUAUAACCAAAGUUUCAUUCCUUAAAUUAAAUCAUUUAUGUUACAGAUGUCGACUGAAAUCAAGUCAAACAAUGUUCCAUAAUCUCCUAUGAACAACAAGAAUCCUGCCUUGAACAAUAAGAUUUUAGAUUCACCUUUAAGGGAUAUUCUACCCAGACAAUAGACUUUUACUUCAAAUUUAUAAUCCUAACAGGCUGGCUUAAUGACCCCAUCAACAUAAUUGUUAUAUGCGUAUUAGGAAUCUCCACUCUUAAAAUAAUAGGUUAAACCAUAGUAAUUACCUGUUUCAAAAGAAAAUGUUUACAACAAUUCAAAUAUUAAUAGUAAAAUAGAUUAUAGUUAGGAGACUUAAGAUUUCAUAUUAAAAAAAUUUGAAUAAUUAAAAAAUAGUAAGAGCAAAUAGAUAAAUAGCAAAACUAGUUUUUCAAUUUUAUAAUAAGGAACCCCUAAAAUUAUGAAUAGUAGUAGAACUAAUAAUAGUGCGAUGUUACAACAUAAUUAAACUCAAAAUAGUUAAUAAUCCAAUGAACAAAACUCGACAUUUUGCAAACUUUUAAACUUUGAAUAAUAAUGA